AUGCGGACCUGCGUGCGGCGUUUGCUUCGCGGAGUGGAUGUGGUGGGUGUAGUGGAUGCCGCAUGGUGGGCGGGGGCGUGUGCAGGACGUGUUGGUGUGGGUGAACCACGCCCCGAGACCGGUGCUGUUGUGCAUGGCUGUGCAUGCAUGCAUGAUGCAUGCAGGAACGGACCGGUUGUCACCCGCAGGCGUAGGGAAGAGAGUCAGGAGGGGCAGGAGGGGCAGGAGGAGGGGCAGGAGGGGCAGGAGGGGCAGGAGGAGGGGCAGGAGGGGCAGGAGGGGCAGGAGGGGCAGGAGGGGCAGGAGGGGCAGGAGGGGCAGGAGGGGCAGGAGGGGCAGGGAGGAGGAGCAUAG
Messenger RNA from Pseudogymnoascus destructans, 354 nucleotides. RefSeq lists its product as uncharacterized. The record is from RefSeq and is a predicted model, not a curated record. The coding region runs from base 1 to 354 and encodes 117 amino acids. Lineage: Eukaryota; Fungi; Ascomycota; Leotiomycetes; Thelebolales; Thelebolaceae. The transcript is spliced from 2 exons.